Ostrea edulis (European flat oyster) is the source of this 5400-nucleotide messenger RNA. Its product is annotated as xanthine dehydrogenase-like. NCBI's taxonomy places the organism in Eukaryota, Metazoa, Mollusca, Bivalvia, Ostreida, Ostreidae. Bases 37 to 3969 code for a protein of 1310 amino acids. Gene Ontology annotation, molecular function: oxidoreductase activity; FAD binding; iron ion binding. The record is from RefSeq and is a predicted model, not a curated record. The transcript has 35 exons.
CUUCCACCUGACAUAAUAUCAUGUGACCCAAACAAAAUGGAGGCGAUAAAAGCAAAUACUUUGAGAUGCCCUGUUUGUGCAGUGUUACACCUCCCACAAGAAGAAAACUUGAAAAAUGGCGUGUUCAUGGGGACCUGUCAAUCAUGUGGACAUUUCUUCAAGUUCAGAUGCAACACUGGGAUACAGUCUAGCAUUACGUUAACUAUUAAUGGGAAGUCCUACACUGUUGGAAGCGAAUAUUCGGGUUCCUCAUCAUUGAAUUCAUUUCUACGAGAAUCCAGAAUUAGCACAGGAACCAAGUACAUGUGCAGGGAAGGGGGCUGUGGAACAUGUCUUGUGCAGGUGGAAUUGUAUGAUCCGGUUUCCAUGGAAAGGAAGAGCUAUGCUGUGAAUUCAUGCAUGGUGCCACUGUUUUCCUGUAAUGGCUGGGAGAUUACCACCAUUGAGGGCAUUGAUUCCACCAGUGAAAAAGCUGUCCCAAAACGACUUGCUCAGUACAAUGGCAGUCAGUGCGGCUUUUGCAGUCCAGGACAAGUCAUGAAUAUGCAUGCCCUUCUAGACUUUCAUGAUGGAAGUGUCACAAAGGAAAUGGUUGAAGAUGCGUUUGAUUCUGUGAUCUGCCGAUGUACUGGUUUCAGAUCUAUUUUGGAUGCAAUGAAGUCCUAUGCAGAAGAAAAUAACCAGAAAGUUCCUGAUAUUGAGGACGUACACAUCAAACGCUGUGAUAGGACGGGGGAGCCCUGUAAGGGAUGCUGUCACAGACAGAGCUCGGUGCUGGCUUUAGGAGAUGUCCAGUGGUUCAAACCCACAAGUGUGGAUGAGCUUGUUAAAGUAAUCCAACAGAACAAGGGCAAGAACUACAAACUGGUGUUUGGAAAUACUGGGUAUGGAGUGUACAUCGAAUUAGGCCAAUGGAAUUAUGAUGUGCUUAUUGAUCUCAGGGAAGUACAAGAGAUGUAUGGCAUAGAUUUUGAUCCUACCAUUGUUUUGGGUGCCAAUCUGUCUCUGACUCAGCUAACGGAUGUUUUAUACCGAGGAUCAAAUGAACCACAGUUUGGAUACUUUAAGGAGAUGUGCAAGAUCCUUUCCAAUGUAGCAACCUCAUCUGUCAGAAAUCUGGGCACUUGGGCUGGAAAUCUGAUGUUAAAACACCAACACCCAGAGUUUCAGUCAGAUGUAUAUACCAUGCUGGAAACCAUCGGGGCUCAGCUAAAUAUUGUUGUGAAUGGUGAGACAAAGAUUAUUCCUAUCUCCCAGUUCCUGAGUCAAGACAUGACAGAUAACGUCAUUGUAGCCAUGUUCUUGAACUCCAUACCAGACAGUCAUCACAUCAGGAUCUACAAAGUCAACAAACGCAACCAGAAUGCCCAUUCAGACAUUAAUGCUGGGAUGAAUUUUGACAUUGAUGUAAACCAAAACUAUCAAGUGAAGAGCAAGCCAACGAUUGUAUUUGGAGGAAUAAGCAAAACAUUUGUGCAUGCCACAAAGACUGAAGAAUUCCUGGUAGGAAAAGCUCUUGGUGAUCCCAGUACAUUAAAAGGUGCUCUGACUAUGUUGGCCCAGGAAGUGGUUCCUGAUGACAGUGACCCAGUUUUAACCUCGGCUAGCUUCAGAAAGAAUGUUGCCAUGGGGCUGUUUUACAGGUUUGUGUUAGAUGUCGUGGGAAACAAGGCUGCCUCACCAUUCAGGAGUGGAGCUCUUCCCCUCGCCAGGCCUCUAUCGUCAGGACAACAGUCAUACGACACAAAACCCAUUGAAUGGCCACUAACUGAACCGAUGACGAAAGUCGAGGCCAUUAACCAGGCCUCUGGGAGAGCAGUUUAUAUCAAUGACAUUGCUGGACAACCAGGAGAGUGUUAUGCUGAGUUUAUCCUGAGUACAGAAGCCAACGCCAAAAUUCAGAGUAUUGACGCAUCUGCUGCCUCGACAGUGCCAGGAUUUCUUAAGUUUAUUGCAGCCAAAGACAUUCCUGGAGUCAACAAUAUAUCACCCCCACCAAUUCCAUCUGAAGAGGUCUUGGCCAGUGACAAAGUAGAAUUUUACAAUCAGCCAAUAGGAAUCAUUGUAGCAGAGAAUUCAGGUGCUGCUGGUUCCGCUGCAAGGAAAGUCAAGGUCACCUACACAGACAUCCAACCCCCCAUUCUAACCAUGGAGGAAGCCAUUGCAAAGAAUUCAAUAUUUCCCAAGGUGGCAGAUGAAUUCAAACUGGGAGAUGCAGAAGGUGCAAUCGCUAAAUCUGCUGUCAAGGUCACUGGUAGAAUUAAGUGUGGAACACAGUACCACAUGUCCAUGGAGACACAGAUCUCCAUCUGUAACCCGACAGAAGAUGGAUUUGAAGUGUAUUCCUCCACUCAGUGGGUAGAUGGAACCCAAAAGGCCAUCGCAAUGGUGUUGGGUGUGCCUGACAGCAGCAUCACUGUCAGUGUUCGACGACUAGGAGGAGCCUAUGGAAGCAAGAUAACCCGUAACUUUCCAGUGGCUGCUGCGUGUGCCCUUGCUGCGAAUGCCGUGAAAAGACCAGUUCGCCUGAAUGUUGACUUCCACGUGAACAUGAAGAUGCUGGGUAAACGAUUUCCAUGGAUGGCUGAUUACACGAUUGGUCUUUCAUCAGAUGGAAUGUUGGAGGGUGUAAAGAUGACCUAUUAUUCUGAUUGUGGCAUCAGCCCUGCUGAUAACAGUCUAGCAGGUUUUGCUAUAGGAAUGGACAAUGCGUACUAUUGUCCCAAUUGGCAUGUGAUUCCCGUGGCUCUGAAAACCAACACGCCCGCCAACACCGCGUGUAGAUCACCAGGUUCUUGUCCGACUAUAUUCAUAAUGGAGUCGAUGAUGGAGCACUGUGCAAAAGUCCUGGGCAAAGAUCCAACAGAUGUCAAGACACUCAAUCUUUACAAGAAGGGUCAGCUCACACCAUCGAAAAUGCCUCUUACUUAUUGCAACAUUAGAGAAUUAACAAGUCAACUUUUGACCUCUGUAGAUUAUGAAAACCGCAAACAGCAAGUGACAAGCUUUAACCAGGCCAAUCGUUGGAAGAAGAAGGGUUUGUCAGUGGUCCCUAUGAAGUUUGGGAUUGGGUGGACAACAGCCAACUAUACAGCUUUCGUAGCUAUCCAUGGCUAUGAUGGCAGUGUGUCCAUCACUCACGGUGGGAUCGAAUGUGGUCAGGGCAUAAACACAAAGGUGAUGCAGGUGUGUGCCUCUACCUUUGGUAUCCCUAUGGAUCUGAUCAAAGUGAAGCCAACAGACUCCCUGACCACGGCCAACAGUGUAACAACCGGGGGCAGCAUCACCAGUGAACUUUGUUGUAAGGCAGUGCUGCAUUGCUGUGAGGCUUUGAAUGAACGAAUCGCACCAGUGAGACAAAAGAUCCCUACCAAGCCCUGGAAGGACGUUAUAUUUCAGUGUUUCAGUGAAAACAUCGAUUUGUCAGAAAGAUACUGGCAAGUUCCAAACACUCCAUACCUAUUUGAGUACAAUUCCUAUGGCGUGACCUUGACCGAGGUCACAUUGGACAUACUGACUGGUCAGCAUAUCAUUGAUAGAGUGGACAUGUUGUUUGACUGUGGCGAGAGUAUGAACCCAGAAAUAGACAUAGGACAGUGUGAGGGAGCUUUUGUGAUGGGCCUUGGAUACUUCCUGCAGGAAGAAAUCAAGUACGAGCAGAAAACAGGACAACAACUGACGGAUGAUACAUGGGAAUACAAAGUUCCACUAGCAAAAGACAUCCCUGUUGAUUUCAGGAUUAAUUUACUGAAGAAUGCCCCAAAUCCAUUAGGAGUUCUUAGAGCUAAAGCCUGUGGUGAGCCCCCGUUAUGCAUGAGCUGCUCUGCCUUGUUUGCCAUUAAGCAUGCAGUGGAGGCGUUCAGGAAGGAUAUUGGAAAAGACACAUACUUUGCACUGGAUGCUCCAGCGACCGUUGAAAAGGUCCAGCAGUCUUGCAUGGUUGACCCAACACAGUUCAUUAUUCAGUAGAGGGCUUCUGGAGAUAACUAGACAGUGUGCCAUUAUUGUAGGACUCAGUACAUGUGAUGUUUAUAGCACUUUAGAUACAAUAAUUCAUGUAAUGUAUAUACUAGUGAGGAAAAUUAUGAACAAUUCGUAUUUAUAGACAAUGUGAACACCUGAGGUAACAUGAGUCAGUAUGUUAGAAAUUUAAUUGUAUACAUAUGUAAUGUAUUUCCUAUUGCCGAUUCCCAUGAAUAAUGUCGGGCUGUGGUUCACCUCAGACACAGGCAGUGGGUGUGAGGCUUCUUCAUUCCUUUACAAAAUUCAACAUCACACACUUACUGCCUUUGCUCUUGUUUUCAGGUUGGCAACUUAAUGGUAUUCAUAGGUGAUUUUGUGAUUUAUAGUUGAAAUAAUGAACCGUUUUAAACAAGUAAAAGUCAUGUAGAUAAUGCAUGUGUGAUUCAAUAUUUCAAGAUAACAUGAAUAUUAUUGAAAAGAUAUGUUACCAUUAACAAAAGCAUUCCAAGCUGUAGGAGGGAUUUUACUAGUUGUCUACAAUGAAAAUCAGCAUUGCAAAAGAGCAGAGUCAGCAUUACUAAGCAUUAUUAGCAUUCAAAUUAGCAUUUAAUUUGUAAUAUUUAAAAACAGACUAAAACAAAAAGUGAUAUUUGCCCCCCCCAAAAAAAAACAACCAGAAAAAACAUGUUUAGAGGUAUAUACUGAUCAAUUCAAAGUCAGUAAUGACCUACUUCUGGUAACAUUCAGUGCUGCCUCUGCUUCUGAUAACAUUCAAUGCUGCCUCUGCUUCUGAUAACAUUCAAUGCUGCCUCUGCUUCUGGUAACAUUCAAUGCUGCUUCUGGUAACAUUUAAUGCUGCUUCUGGUAGCAUUCAAUGAUGCUUCUGGUAACACUCAAUGAUGCUUCUGGUAACACUCAAUGAUGCUUCUGGUAACAUUUUAUGCUGCUUCUGGUAGCAUUCAAUGAUGCUUCUGGUAACACUCAAUGAUGCUUCUGGUAGCAUGCAUGCAUUGUUGUGUUACAGAUAUUAAUUGAAACAAUUAUGCAUAAUAAGAUAAAUUUCAAAUAGUAAUAUAAAUGAGAUCCAAAUUCUCAAAGGUGCUUCAUUGUGAAAACUAGGGCUGUUGGUACCUUCAAUCAAUUAGUUUUACAAUUUUUGGUCAUCCUAAGGAGACCUUAAUCAAUAUUAAGGCGAAAUUUAUUUCUUGAAACAAUGUCUAUAAUAAUAUAUGUGUAAUGUAUUGGCAAUUUUUUAUAUCACUGCAAUCCCUGACCUGUGUACUUGUGUAACUAAGUGAUAUUCAUAUACUCCCAACGAAUGGAAAAAAUGAGUGGAGUCUAUUACUCAAUCAUCUUUGUGAUAUUUUUAUUAUAUAUAUAUUAUAUGCCAAAGCAGCAAUGCAGAGUGAUUUUAUAAAAUAAAAAUGAUUCCUAUGC